UAUUUUGAAACGCAGUGUCAAACCAACUUAUUCCGCGAGAAAUUGAACAGUUUUAUUGUUUUAACCGUUAAUAUUGUUUUUAUAAGGUUCAGAAAUGGAAUGUAAUAGGUUGUAGACUGCCAUGGUGUGAGGAUGUCUUCAUUAGUGGCCUAUGAGGACUCAGAGUCAGAGGAGGAUUCUGUGGAUCAUACACUCAGCAGAGGAUCAGCUUUUGUCCAGGCUGACUCCUGUGGACAGGCAAAACAAAACCAGGAAGUCAGGGAGUUAAAUGUCUCUGAGGUAACACCCAGCCCUGCCGGACUCCCCAAGGACACUGACAAGACAGUGUUGGAAUAUCAUGAUCAUGUCUCAGACAGGAGUUCAUCUCUACAGAUAAAUAGCUGGUUACCCGGGAGUCUGGGGAAGAUUGUACCAGCACAGACCCCUCCUCCCCUGCAACAAAGUUUUAAUGAUCUGCCAAACUCAUCUAAAAGACUUCACAGUAUCCCUUCAGGUGUUAGGCCUUACAUUCCCAAGAGACAGAGGCUCACCCCUCCGGUAGUAAAUACAGACUCAAAAUACCAACCACAGCAAGUCCCAGGGAACCAAAGUGGGGACGGCCAAAUUUUGUCAGAUGUGUCGGCAAAAGUAAAGCAGUACCUUUCUCAAAAGCCCAGUGCUGCAGGGAUUCCAAGGAGGCUUCUGCUGAGCCUGGGAGGCCACCAGGGCCCAGUCAACACAGUGCAGUGGUGUCCAGUGCCUCAUGCCAGUCAUCUGCUGCUGUCUGCCUCCAUGGACAAGACUUUCAAGGUGUGGGAUGGAGUAGAGAGCGGGCGAUGCCUGAGGGUUUACACCUGCCAUUCAGGAGCGGUGCGUGAUGCCUGUUGGACCCCCUGUGGGCGACACCUUCUCACCGGCUCAUUUGACAACACGGCUGUGAUCACAGAUGUAGAAACAGGGCAGCCGAUUGUGAAAUUGGACAACCAGUUCAAGGCGAUGUGCGUGGCCUUGCAUCCCAGCAACCCCGAGGUGUUCCUGUGCGGAGGUUACAGUUCAGCAGUGAAGGCCUGGGACUCUCGCAGUUGCAAGGUGGUAAAAGUUUAUAAAGCAGGGAUCCAGCAGACCUUGGACAUCCUGUUUCUGAAAGGCGGUUCUGACUUUAUAACAAGCUCCGAUUGCGUGAGCAGAGAUUCGGCGGACCGCACACUCAUCGCCUGGGACUACCAGACUACAGCCAAGGUCUCCAACCAGAUCUACCAUGAGCGGUACACGUGUCCCAGCUUGGCUCUCCACCCACUGGAGGACAUCUUUGCUGCCCAGACCAAUGGGAAUUACAUGGCGCUGUUCUCCUCUCAGCAGCCCUAUAGAAUGAACAAGAGGCGGCAGUACGAAGGACACAAGGUGGAAGGAUACGCGGUGCAGUGUGAGUUUUCCCACGACGGCACCAUCCUGGCUUCGGGGAGCUCCACCGGCUCCGCACACUUCUUCGACUACCACAACGUUCACACGCUGCACACGCUUCACGCCCACCGCCAGCCCUGUCUGUGCGUGUCCCAGCAUCCUGUCCUGCCCGCCACUGCAGCCACGUGUGACUGGGCCGGCGAGAUCAAGGUCUGGCACUGAAUGAUCUGUGGAGCUACAGAGGCAGGAAGGACUUCUAUCGCGCCAAAGGGUGCCAUACAAGAGGCAGGAGCAGGAUGCGGGUGCAGCAACGGCAUCGUAAACCUUUCUGCAGCUCUUUCUUUAACAUAAGGUGGGAUGUUUCGCCGUUGAUUCACUAAUAGGACAGCUCGUCUCUGCCACUUUCGAUGUUUUCUCCACGCCGGGUUUAAAAACAACACUCUCGCCGCGCAUUUUUUUGUCGUUUAAUUACCCGUUUUCCCACUUUCCUCGUGACCUUUUUGUUCAUACGUAGCAGAACCGCUCUCUUACCUGAAAAGUUUUCCAAUUAAUCUUACAUGAGCUUUUGUCAGUGUGAGCAGUGCCGACAGUGUGUAAGAGUUAGAAAUUCUGUUGGUAGUUUUUUUUUUUUUUAUACUCGGUGUGCCAGAUUUUCAGAUGGGGGAGUCUGCUUCUUCUUCAAACAAAGUUCACCUGAGAUAUCUGUAGAAAAAUAUCUCAUAUUUAGGCAUUUUCUGCAGCAAACCCUCUGCGUUUGUGUGUGUGUGUGUGUGUGUGUCUAACAGGAAGAACAUACUCUUUAACAGUAGUGUAUACGUACAGUAACAAUACAGCAGAUAUACAGUAUGUACACAGUUUGUUAGAUGCAGUAAAGGAGACCGUUCUGUCCACUGAACAGAUUUAAGGCAAUUUCUGAAGUGUCCUGCUGUGAGGGUAACUACUGCGCAGCACAGUCUCAAAUUGGAUGAUAAAAAAAUAAGAAAAAAGUCCAGCUGAGAUGUGUUAAAAAUCUUGCAGUGUAUAUAUGCAUCCUCAUAGGAUUGUGUACAUUUUUCAUGUUGUACACAUCAUCUACUGAUCUAUUCUAUUCUAUUUUAACCCUUAAAGACCUACAGCUAUUCUUAUAGCGACUUGCAAAUUCUUUUUUUUUUUUUUUAAUCUCCAGUAUUAUCUUACUAUCCUCUGGGUGCUUCAUGAAACUGGUCCCUAAAAACAGGACAUGGGGGCUAAAUAUUCAAACCAGAC
Molecule: messenger RNA, 2625 nt
Organism: Sphaeramia orbicularis (orbiculate cardinalfish)
Lineage: Eukaryota; Metazoa; Chordata; Actinopteri; Kurtiformes; Apogonidae
Gene: wdr25
Product: WD repeat domain 25
Exons: 8
Coding region: 133-1602 (489 amino acids)
Molecular function (GO): protein binding
Source: RefSeq, a predicted model, not a curated record